AUGGCAGAGGAACUAGAACUCAAGCCAGAACCUGAAGGAGGCGAAGAACUGACUGCCUUGAGCUCCAUGGAAGGAAGCCGAAUGAAAAACUUGGGCGAGAACAGCAAGCUAAAGAGCGAUGAAGGGGCAGUCUAUGAUUUCUGGUUGCUUUCAGUAGCUGAAGCAGGUCUGAUAAAGGAAAUCAGAACUCAGAUUCUCAAGGAUGCCGCCAAAAAGGCAAAUUUCCCAGGGUUCAGAAAGGGUCAAAUUCCCCCGUAUGCACAACCCCAGAUCACAACCUUUGCCGUGCAAGAAGCUGUCAUCAAAACUGUCGAAGCCGGAGUGGAGGCAUACGGACUCAAGGCAUUGCCCGGUUCGGAUGGAGAAAUUGAAGUACAGGAAGAUGUCGCGGACAUGGCAAAGGGAUGGAAAAACGGUGAAUCACUCACUUUUACCACAAAGUUUUCCGCCAUUCUGGACCCCGAAAAGAAAUCCCAACCAGCAGACACAGAGGAAACUACCGAUGAGUAA
This is a messenger RNA of Seminavis robusta, 510 nucleotides long. The record is from the annotation of a GenBank genome assembly. NCBI's taxonomy places the organism in Eukaryota, Bacillariophyta, Bacillariophyceae, Naviculales, Naviculaceae.